Phytophthora nicotianae INRA-310 is the source of this 354-nucleotide messenger RNA. RefSeq lists its product as hypothetical. The record is from RefSeq and is a predicted model, not a curated record. The transcript has 2 exons. Bases 1 to 354 code for a protein of 117 amino acids. Lineage: Eukaryota; Oomycota; Peronosporomycetes; Peronosporales; Peronosporaceae.
AUGGUGCGGUUGGAGGCGCUUAAGAGCGCGCACCAUGUGAUGUUCGAGUUCGCUGUCGUUCGGCGCACGGCAGCCGGAGCUAUGCUCCUAUUUAUUACCAACAAUAUACUCGUGUCCUCACAGGAGUCACGUAUCACACGCAGUCUGCUGUUCGUCCGUAUGCAAUGCCCGUUCGGCAAAGUGCUUACACUUCUCCAGUGCAGCUCACCACCGGCCAAAAGGCUCAGCUUCUUCAGCAGUGCUCCGCGCCAGUCGUUCAAGUGCCGCACCUCCGCGGUUUUCCCGUCCGAGGACGAAGGACGACUAACUGAUGGUCAGCCCUCUCAUCGAUUCGGCGUUGACUACGAGUUAUAA